This is a messenger RNA of Aspergillus udagawae, 297 nucleotides long. RefSeq lists its product as uncharacterized. The record is from RefSeq and is a predicted model, not a curated record. The transcript has 3 exons. Gene Ontology annotation, biological process: mitochondrial L-ornithine transmembrane transport. Lineage: Eukaryota; Fungi; Ascomycota; Eurotiomycetes; Eurotiales; Aspergillaceae. Gene Ontology annotation, molecular function: L-ornithine transmembrane transporter activity. The coding region runs from base 1 to 297 and encodes 98 amino acids.
AUGGAAGCUGGUGUUUCUGCCCGCAAACCAGCCGUUGAAAAAACCAAUGCUGCUGAAGCAACCAAAGAGAUUGUAGUAGGAGCUGCGGGGGGCAUAACGCAGGUUCUAAUCGGACAACCUUUCGAUAUCGUCAAAGUACGGAUGCAAACCCAAGUAAAUGAGAAUGCCCUUCGGGUUGCGCAGAACAUCUGGGAAAAGGAAGGUCCGUUGGCUUUCUACAAGGGCACUCUGGCGCCGCUUCUGGGAGUUGGAGCUUGCGUAGGUCUCAACCCUCACCCGCUCGAACAAGGCAUCUGA